UCACACUGAGGCGCACGCAUUCGCACAGCGAAGCCGGGAGGAGCCGCCGCGCAGACGCCGAAUCACGGUGUAACGGAUUAACGUGUACAUUUUUAACCUUUGAAACCUAAAGAAAAGGUCCUGCUCCACAAGUAGGCCGCUUAUUUUAGGGCAGGCUUCAGUUUGUCUCUGCGGCGCAGUUUUUUCUACAUUUGUUAUUAUUCUAACUCACCUUGCAGAUUUCUUUCGGAGCAGUUCGCAGUAGUCAGGUAAAAUAAAUUAGACGCUAGCGCAAAGUUACUAUAUGAAAUACUAUGAACGCACGCAAAUAAAGUCUGUGAUUUCCAUCACAAAAGGCGCAUUUCCUCAAACUAAUUCAGCUUUUGGGAAGUCUAACGUAUCCUCGGGAGGUGUUUUCACCGGAUGGACUCACUGCAAGGCAGAAAAAGGGAAGCUGGAGGACUUUUUUAUUGACAACAUAAGCAACACGCAGACGCUUCACGCAGUAAACAUGAAUGAAAAGGAGAAGCUUCGCCACUGAAGGUCCGCGCAAAGUGCGGGAGAGCGCAGAACCACUGCAGCUGCGCCAAGGAGCCAUUUCACUGCAUUCAGUCCAAACCCAGAGUCUGUGACCGUCGAGGCGCAUUGAACUAUAUUCAAACAUCAAAUAUAAGAAAACUCUCAGAGGCAAACUUUCCCGUCAGAAAGAUGCGGCGUCGCCCUUAAUUGAAUCCUCCUAAAACACCGCCAGGUUAAAACUCAUAUUGGAUGAAAACGGGCGAUCGGAGCAGAUUGUAGCGGUUAAAUGUUCGUAAUCACCCAGCGCGACCCGCUGUGACUCGUCGUCGACCGAACCAAACUCCGAGCCCGCGCGCGGACAUGCUGCUGCUCAGGCUGCUGCCCGUGCUCCUCGUCCUCGCCACAAACUCUGCGCUCAGCCCGCGUCGCUCCGACGCGCUGAGGCGGCACAAGCGCGCGCUGGCGCAGCGGGCGGACAGGCUGUCGUCCAGCCCGGCAGGUGAACCCUGCGCCGCGUCCCGCGCCUGGAGCUCCCGCCGGCAGCCCCGCUCCGCGUCAGCGGCCCAACACCGCCCCCCAGCGGCCCGCCCGGGGACGCACGCGAGCCGCACGGACGCGCGCGGCGUCAGGGGCGCUCCUGCGGUUUGCGCACGAGGAUGCGGGCUUGACACCGCGGCGCGGGAGCGGGGGCCGCGGCCACGCAGCGACGAUGCGGGACUGGGAGAGAAGGACACGCACGUGAAUCUGCCGCAAUGGUUGUACAGGAAACGCUCCACCCACGAGCCACGGCAUGACGGCGAAGGCGACACGCAACUGCCGGGCGCGCGUGCGCGCAGAGACGCCGGGCAGAGCGUCUCCGGUCCGGCUCACGCCGAGGCGAGGUCCGCGCGGAGCCCCGACGCCGCGUUCCCGUACGAGAAGGAGGAGAACUCCAGCUCGGAGAAACUCUUCUACGACACCUCCACGGAUUCCACGGGACUCCGGGUUCUCUACGUGCUGCAGCAGGACGAUGGAGACCCGCACUCGUCCACGGGGACCGCGGCGGACGGCGCCGAGGACUUCUCCGGAGAGGUGGAGGAGGCGCAGCCGCGGCAGGGGGUCCCGCCCGCCGGCGGCGCCUUCGCGUGGGGCCCGGUGCCCCGCGCGCCUCCUUCCUGGAUGAGCGCCCUUUACUUCCACGGGCGCCGGGAGCAGCUGAGGCUGAAGCCCACGGCGGGGGUGGAGCUGCCGAGGGCCGCGUUCAGUCUGGAGCUGUGGGUGAAGCCAGAAGGAGGGCAGAGCAACCCCGCGGUGGUAGCAGGUGUAUUUGACAACUGCUUCCAUUCACGCAGUGAGAAGGGCUGGUCUGUGGGCAUCCGGACCGUGGAACCGGCCGGCACCAAAGAUGCGAGGUUCUACUUCACACUGCGCACGGACCGAGCCGUCAAACCGACCACCGUCUACAGCCACCAGCGAUACCACCCCAACGCCUGGACCCACGUGAUGGCCACCUACGACGGCCGCAGGAUGACCCUGUACGUGGACGGAGCUAAGGUGGGAGAGAGCAACCUCCAGUCCGGCGAUCUGAACAGCCCCUUCAUGAGGACCUGCAGGAGCCUGUUCCUCGGCAGCAACCAGUAUGACCCCAGCUUCAGGGGUCACAUGGGGGGCGUGGCCUUGUGGGGCCACAGCCGUCCUCAGGGGGACCUGCUGAGGCGCCCGCUCCAAGCUGACAGGAGCGGCCCGGUUCUGCUGAUGUGGGCUGACUUCACUAAUAUGGAACAGCUGUGGACUCCACAUAAAGAAGGCCUCCAUCCAGCCGUCGUCACCAUGCCGGUCCCGGAGACAGAACUGGUCUCCCCGUUCCUGGCGCCGCCGUGCGGUGUGACGCCGUGCGAUAACGCCGACAUCAUCCUCGGGUACAACGACAACUGGCAGCUUCGCGGCCCCAAGCGAGUGCGCUACCGCAUCGUCAACCUGUCCGACGACGACGGCGCAAACCCCACCGUGUCGCAGGCCCAGAUCCAGCUGCAGCACCAGGCGCUCAGCGAGGCCCUCCGGCCCUACAACAUCAGCCUGGACCUAAGCGUGCACGCCGUCAGGAACUCCAGCCUCCGACAAAGGUUCAUCCUGAGCAACUGCCGCAUCGGGAAGAUCGGGAACCGGCAGUGCGACCCGGAGUGUGACCAUCCGCGAACAGGCCACGACGGAGGCGACUGCCUCCGAAUGGGGCCCUGCUACAACUGGAAGAGGCAGGACGGGGUGUGUAACACGGAGUGCAACAGCAUACACUACGACUACGAUGAUGGAGACUGCUGUGACCCGGAGGUCACCGACGUCCUCAAGACCUGCUUCGACCCCGAGUCGCCCGACAGGGCCUACAUGAGUGUGAAAGAGUUAAAGGAUGAGUUACAGCUGAGUGGCACUGACACACUUAACGUUUUCUUCGCCAGCAACUCAGCACAUGAAGAGCUGGCGGGAGCUGCAACCUGGCCGUGGGCAAAGGAAGCUGUUACCCAUCAAGGUGGAAUGGUGUUAAACCCCUCUUACUUUGGUACAUUUGGACACCAAAACACCAUGAUCCAUGAGAUAGGACACAUCUUUGGAUUGUACCAUGUCUUCAAAGGAGUAAGCGAGCGAGACUCCUGCGAUGAUCCAUGUCAGGAGACUGUGCCGUCCAUGGAGACAGGAGAUCUGUGUGCCGACACUGCCCCAACACCCAAAUCUAAGGCCUGUCAUGAUCCAGGAGACGUUAACGAUGUCUGUGGAGUCACUAAGUACCAGGACACACCUUACUGCAAUUACAUGAGUUACACAGAUGACAACUGCACCAACCAUUUUACUCCCAACCAAGUGGCUCGAAUGCACUGUUAUGUUGACUUGGUCUACCAGAAUUGGCAGAUAAGCCGCCAACCUGUCCCCAUGCCUCUGGCCCCCAUCGUAGUGGACCAGAGCCAAGAUUCUGUUUCCAUCUUUUGGCUGCCACCUAUGACGGGACCUCUUUAUCAAAGUUCUUCAUUGCACCUAUCUGGUAUUGACUGUGGUAACUGUGAGAAAGACGGUGUUUUCCAUCAGUAUGCAUAUGCAGCUACCUCACCUCGCAUCUGUGACACUUCAGGCUAUUGGACACCUGAGGAGGCAGUUGGCCCACCUGAUGUGGAGCAGCCCUGUGAUCCCAGUCUCCAGGCGUGGAGUCCUGAGCUUAGCCUGUACGACACUAAUGUCACGACCCCAUGUCCUGAAACAGAGGGCUGCACCCUCACACUGAAAUUCCUGCACCCCAUUGUUCCACAUGCACUCACCCUCUGGGUGACCUACAUAUCAUCACCCAAUCCUGCCAUAGCCAACAUAGAGCUUAUAACUCAUUCGGGGAAAAACAUUAACCUGGGGCCGCAGCAUGUUUUCUGCGAUGUGCCUCUGACUUUACGCCUGGACACCCUCGACACUGCCGUCGCUGCAAUAAAGCUCUGCACCUUUGAUGAGAAAAUGGAGAUUGAUGCAGCAAUGUUGUCUUCGGGCCCUAGCAAUGCUGUGUGUUCAGCCUGCCAACCUGUGCUCUACCGGAUUCAGCGGCAGCCGCCCUUUACCGAGCCGCCCCCACUGCCACAGACCCAGCAGACAUACACCGACAGAUCUUUAAGUCAAGGAGUCAAGUACCAGUACACAAUUCAGGUGGAGGCAAACGGACUCGUCAGUGAACCCUCCCCACGUCUGCUCUACACCCAUGGACAGUUCUACUGUGGGGACGGCCUCAUACAGGGGACAGAGGAGUGUGAUGACAGUAAUUUAUUGGAUGGGGAUGGCUGCUCUAAAAAGUGUCAUAAGGAAAUGGGCUUCAACUGUAACGGUGAACCCAGUCAGUGUUAUGUUUUCGACGGUGACGGCAUCUGUGAGGAGUUCGAGCGGGUUUCCAGCGUUCAAGACUGUGGCUACUUCACGCCUUUAGGCUACAUGGACCAGUGGGCAUCCACGGCCACGGCUUCUCACCAGGACCCCAAACGCUGUCCUGCCCACGCUGCCACCAGAGAGCCACCUCUUAGCAAGCUCUGCAGGUACCAGCAUUUGGAGGUGAAUGAGAAACUGCCCACCGACGCCUGGUUCCCUUGCACGGCCCAGGCUGAUUUAAGUAAUGAUCUGGAACAUUCAUUUUGGCUGAAGGUGGGAUUUGCCCAUCCAGGAGUCGCAGCCUCUGUAAUAGUGUAUCUGGCGUCAGAUGGGUUGUGGUCUGGGGAGCAGUGUCGGAGAACGGUCACUAUCCUUUUAUCUGACACUACUGGCAAAAAUCACUCACUCGGGACACACGACCUCUCGUGCCAUCGGAACCCAUUGGUAGUAAAUAUAACCCACGAACUUUCCGAGCCGUUCUUCCUAACGGCCUCAGUUGUCCUGCUCUUCUCCUCCCCCUCGGUGGCAGUGGGGGCUGUAGCUCUGAGGACCUCGUGCCACUUCAGCACCUUCGCCCUGACCGGCUGUUUGCAGCUGCCGUGUCAGAUGAACAACUGUGGCCCUCUAAAGAUAGAACAUGCCUCUGUGAGAUGUAAAGGAGAAGGAGAAGCAUCUUCAUGCUCUGUUUCCUGUCACCGUGGUUACAGCAUCACUGUCCUCAGUGGCAAAGGAAUGCCACCACAUCAGAGGAAGGCGGAGCUGGCGUGUUUUGGUGGCUCGUGGGAUCGUGUGCUUAGCUGUCAGCCUGUAGACUGUGGCCUUCCUCAUCAGUCCCACGUCUACCAUGCCAUAUUCAGCUGCCCCUGGGGAACAGCCUUUGGCAAACAGUGCUCUUUCACCUGUCGAUCCCCAGCCAUACUUCAAGGUGACAGUGACAGGCUGGUGUGCUUAGAGGACGGUUUGUGGUCUUUCCCAGAAGCCUACUGUAAGAUAGAGUGUGCAGAGGUCCCAAACAUACCUGAUGCCAAGCUCCUAACAGCAGACUGUCUGGCUUCAGGCCAUGAUGUUGGCUCUGUCUGCCGCUUCAAAUGUAACCCAGGCUUCUAUGUAAAAGGAAGCCUCCAGAAGAAGACUCCAAGGAAGUACUUCAAGUUGGAGUGUCUGCAGGACGGGCAGUGGGAAGAAAUGGGCUGUGAGCCCAUCUCCUGUCCAGCUCUGCCCGACGUAUUCCAGGGCAUGUACACCUGCACCAAUGCCCUGUACUAUGACACCAUCUGCACCCUGCACUGCCUCAACACAACUGAAAAUAGCGACAUUCGCUGCACAAAAGACGGUGAGUGGACGGCAGAGUUCACCAUGUGCUCCAGGUCCCAGGGAUCCUGCCCUCUUCCUCCUGAUCUCAACUCUGUGGAGUAUACGUGUGACCAUGGGAUGGAUGUUGGCGCUCUUUGUUACCCAACAUGCAUCGUGGCUCUGGACAUGGAUUUGCGUGAUCCGGUGGUUCUGCCAAAUAUCACUACGGCCGACUCCUUACAGCACUGGAUGGUUCCCACCAAAGUCCAGAACAUAGUUUGCACAGGACUGAUGAAAUGGUACCCUGAUCCUCAACACAUCCAUUGCAUUCAGUCAUGUGAGCCUUUUGGAGCCGAUGGCUGGUGUGACACCAUCAACAACCGCGCUUACUGCCAGUAUGACGGAGGAGACUGCUGCCCAUCCACGCUCUCCACCAGAAAGGUACGCAGCUCUUCUCCAGCAUAUUCAAGUACAAGGUUUGUGUGGUAAUAACACAGUGAGUGUUCUACAAACGCCUGAAAGUCACUUAUUACGUGUUUGUCAUUGAAAAGGGACAGAAUGCUGCUUGGCUUGCUUUGGCCCAUGUCUGAUGCUUUGGCCCAUGUCUGAUGGAUGGAGCUUAGGAACUGAAGUUGGAUUGAAAGAGUCUUCCUGUUUAUAGUAGUAGAAAUCUGUCUGCUUUGGCACAAGUGCAGCUCUACGCAGGAGACGAGGGAAACAAAGCAAACAAACACAGACUCCUGCUACUUUCCCCUCUCCUGUUUACCGCUGCUCCAGUUUGGUCUCCCCCGGCUGUACUUAAAGCAGGCGCGGAGACUCGUGGCCUCCGUCUUUUCCACUUAAAUGGUAAAUGAGCAGGUUUUUACCACCACAUGCUGCCAUGCACUUUCUCACCUUUUAUAUUGAGCCAUUACUUCAUUGCA
Molecule: messenger RNA, 6578 nt
Organism: Betta splendens (Siamese fighting fish)
Lineage: Eukaryota; Metazoa; Chordata; Actinopteri; Anabantiformes; Osphronemidae
Gene: pappa2
Product: pappalysin 2
Exons: 26
Coding region: 859-6144 (1761 amino acids)
Molecular function (GO): protein binding; metallopeptidase activity
Source: RefSeq, a predicted model, not a curated record